AUGGGUGCCCAACAGUCUCUGCCAGGGGCUCAAAGUGAAAACUCAACCUCGAAUCCCUCCAAGAUCUGCUACUAUGAGCUUAUAGGGGUUGAUACAGAUGCUACAGACGCCGAGAUCAAGAAGGCAUAUCGAAAGAAGGCUCUUGAGCUUCACCCUGACCGCAAUCUUAAUAAUGUCCAAGAGGCAACGAGGAACUUCGCAGAGAUUCAAGCAGCAUACGAAGUUUUAUCUGAUCCUCAGGAACGGGCCUGGUAUGACUCACAUCGCGAUUCGAUUCUAGCCGGGAAUGACCUUGCGGGGGACGAUACCGAACCCGCUACAUUUCGUAACGUCCGCCUUACCACAACGGAAGAAAUAUUCAGCUUAAUACGUCGGUUCAAUGCCACAAUACCCUUUAAUGAUGAACCUACUGGAUUUUUUGGUGUCUCCAGGGAAACGUUUGAACACCUAGCUCUUGAGGAGGAAACCGCCGCAGAAAUUGGGCAGAUAGACCAUUCUUACUACCCAACUUUCGGGUCCUCAGACGACGAUUACGAGGCAGUUGUGAAACAUUUUUAUGCUGCAUGGUCAGGAUUUUCCACCAAAAAGUCAUUUUCGUGGAGAGAUAAGUAUCGCUUAUCUGAUGCUCCCGAUCGACGUAUACGUCGUCUGAUGGAGAAGGAGAAUAAAAAAUGUCGAGACGAUGCUAUUCGUGAGUUCAAUGACGCUGUUCGAUUUUUGGUAACUUUUGUCCGCAAACGUGACCCUCGAUACCUUCCAAAUUCGCAGACGGACGCCGAGCGACAAAAGCAACUGCGAGAUGCAGCUGCGGCACAAGCUGCUCGGUCGCGUGCUGCCAACCGACUAAAGUUCGAGUCUUAUGUUUCUCCGGAGUGGUCACGGCCGCAAGACGAACAUGGACUGGAUGACUAUUUUUCCGAUAUCGAGGAGGACUCCGAAGUAGAGAUUUUGGAAUGCGUCGUCUGCAACAAGUCGUUCAAAAGUGCUCAGCAAUUUGAGGCUCAUGAGCGCAGCAAAAAGCACGUGAAAGCUGUUCAUCACUUGGGUAAACAAAUGAAGAAGGAAGGUAUCGCUCUUGAACUAGACGUAGCUCCAGUUCAAGAAACAGGUCAACGCCCGACCAUGGAAUCAGUUGACCUAUUUACCACUGAAGCUAGUCCUCAGGAGACUGACCCAACCAUGUACCGACCUGCAGACGGGCGAGCCUAUCAGGAAGAGCAGAUUGAAGCAUCGGAUUCAUCGACUGACCAGCAGACCGAUGAAUAUGCUCCAAGAGAUGAAGUAGAGGAGCGCUUACGCCUCUCAGGCCCUGAAGGCUGCGAUGUUGACCGCGUGGAAGACAUAGCUGAAGCCCACCUUGCAGCAUCGGUUCAAAGUGUCAGUCUUGAUGAGGUAUCAGUGUCUACUCAGGGUAAGAUUGGAAAGGCAAAGGCCAAACGACAAAGGAAAAUGGCUCGACAGCUAGAAGAGGCUACGGCGCAAGUACGUUGA
Metarhizium robertsii ARSEF 23 is the source of this 1491-nucleotide messenger RNA. RefSeq lists its product as uncharacterized. The transcript is spliced from 2 exons. Gene Ontology annotation, molecular function: nucleic acid binding; zinc ion binding. Bases 1 to 1491 code for a protein of 496 amino acids. The record is from RefSeq and is a predicted model, not a curated record. Gene Ontology annotation, cellular component: cytoplasm. NCBI's taxonomy places the organism in Eukaryota, Fungi, Ascomycota, Sordariomycetes, Hypocreales, Clavicipitaceae.